Messenger RNA from Aspergillus mulundensis, 1161 nucleotides. RefSeq lists its product as uncharacterized. The transcript has 3 exons. NCBI's taxonomy places the organism in Eukaryota, Fungi, Ascomycota, Eurotiomycetes, Eurotiales, Aspergillaceae. The coding region runs from base 1 to 1161 and encodes 386 amino acids. The record is from RefSeq and is a predicted model, not a curated record.
AUGACCUUCGACCACACCAACGACCCAGGCUUCGCCCUGGCGCGAGGCAUGUGGGCAGCCAACGCCAUCGCCGCCGUGAUCCUGAUCCUGCGCGUCUUCGCAAAGAUCAAGCUGCGCCAGUUCCGCUUUGACGACGUCCUCAUGGUCAUAGCUUGGGCCAUGACCCUCGCCGCAACCGUCCUGCUCCAGAAAUCCGUCGACCACGGCUUCGGCACGAACCUCCAGCUGCUCUGGGGCACGCCAGACCUGAAGAUCGUGCUCAAGGCCAUCGCGAUUGAAAUCCCGCUGGUCACGAUCAGCACGGGCUUCGCGCGCUCCGCGUUCGCGCUCUACAUCAUCGCCAUCCUGGGCAGUAAGCGGCAGUACCAGAUCCCGCUGUGGACGGUGAUGCUGCUGCAGUUGGCGGGCAAUAUCGUCUCGGGCGUGCUGCCGCUGAGCAUCUGCGGGGACGUGCGGAUCCUGUGGGAUGCCACGGUCAAGACGCACUGCGGCGACAGCGCGGCGGUGAUCAAGUUCGCGUACUUCUCAUCCGCCGUCAACACCGCAAGCGACUUCUUCCUCGCCGUCUUCCCCACCGCCAUCUUCUGGAACCUGAACCUGCGCCUGCGCAUCAAGCUCAGCCUGAUCGUGCUCAUGUCGCUGGGGAUCCUGGCCAUGAUCGCGUCGAUCAUCAAGUGCACGAAAUACAACGACAUCCCGGGGAUCACGAACCUGGGGUCGACGGGCGGCAUCGAGCUGAUCCGGUGGGGGUACGCGGAGAACCUGAUCAUCAUCAUCACGUCGAGCGUGCCCUGCAUCCGGCCGCUGCUGAUCAGCUCGGUGCGCAAGAUCUCCAGCGCCGCGAGGUCGCGGUCCUACGAGCUCAGCGGGCCGUUCUCGAGUACGCGUAAGAGCAAGGGGCGGAACUUCACGGGCCCGGGGGGGACGGGCGAGCGGGAUGUCGAGCACGAUCACGAGCACGAUCUCCCGGACGAGACGGAUAGCAUUGAGCGGAUUCUGCGCGAUGCGGAGGAUCAGGAGCGCAGGAGGGAUAUGCGGAGGGGCAUCACGAAGCAGGUUGAGGUGCGGGUGCUGUCGGCGCAUAGUCCCAGUCCGAGUCCCGGGCACUCGGUGCAUUCGUCGCAGGGGAGCAGUAGUCGGUAUUUUGAGAGGCAUGAGUAG